This is a messenger RNA of Sorghum bicolor (sorghum), 1821 nucleotides long. Its product is annotated as probable NAD(P)H-dependent oxidoreductase 1. Bases 118 to 1188 code for a protein of 356 amino acids. Gene Ontology annotation, cellular component: cytosol. NCBI's taxonomy places the organism in Eukaryota, Viridiplantae, Streptophyta, Magnoliopsida, Poales, Poaceae. Gene Ontology annotation, molecular function: aldose reductase (NADPH) activity. The record is from RefSeq and is a predicted model, not a curated record. The transcript has 3 exons.
UUACUGCGUUCAAAACAAGGCAGUCCAAGCAUACUAUAGAGUUAUAGACCGUAGCAGGUGCGCACGGAGCUUUUCACAACACAGUCUUGAUACCACGUACCGUAGCACGCACAAGUCAUGGCUGCCGGCGGGGGUGCCGACCAAGGGAGCAAUGCUGCGACUUUUCCCAUGCCAGCAGUGGCGCUGAGCUCCGGUGGGAAGCCGAUGCCGCGGGUGGGCUUCGGCACGGCGACGGCCACGCUCGGCCAAGCCGAGGGCCGCGCCGGCGUGACGGAGGCCAUCCUCCGCGCCCUCGACGCCGGGUACCGCCACUUGGACACCGCCGCAGUGUACAACACGGAGGCCUCGCUCGGCGACGCCGUGGCUGAGGCCGUGCGUGCUGGGACCGUCGCUUCCCGGGACGACCUCUACGUCACGUCCAAGCUCUGGAUGACCGACGCGCACCCCGGCCGUGUCCUGCCGGCGCUCCACAAGACACUUCAGAAUCUGCAGACGGAGUAUGUGGACCUGUACCUGAUUCACCACCCGGUGAGCAUGCAGCCGCCGGACGAGGCUCGAGGAGGAGAAGGGCCGGCGGUGGUGGCGAAGAAAGGCCUUGUGGCGUUGGACAUGGAGGGUGUGUGGGAGGAGAUGGAGGAGUGCCACAGGCGAGGCCUGGCCAGGGCCAUCGGCGUCAGCAACUUCAGCUGCAAGAAGCUAGAGUACCUGCUCUCCUUCGCCAAGAUCCCUCCGGCUGUUAACCAGGUGGAGGUGAACCCAUGUUGCCGGCAGGAGAAGCUCAGGCAGUUCUGCAGGACUAAAGGUAUCCAGCUAUGCGGCUACUCUGCCAUGGGUGCCAGCGGCACGGCAUGGGCAAACAACUCCGUCCUGGAGUCCCCUGUCCUCAAACAAAUCGCCCAGGAUAGGGGCAAAACCGUUGCCCAGGUGUGCAUUAGGUGGGUCUACGAGCAGGGUGACUGCGUGAUCGUCAAGAGCUUUAACCCGAGCAGGAUGCGGGAGAACCUUGGCAUCUUCGACUGGGAGCUCACUGACGACGACCGCCGCAAGAUUAGCGAGCUCCCAGAGUCCAGGGGCAACUACGAUUUCUUGGUACAUGAGUCUGGGCCAUACAAAACAGUAGAGGAGUUGUGGGAUGGUGAGAUCACAGCCGGCCAAUCUAACGAAACGCCGCUCGUCUCCUACGACUGAUGAUAGUGCUUUAUUUGUGAUUUCCUUGGUCAUGGAGGCGGGGAUUGUAUCAGGUCUUUCUCUUUGUCAAGACAGAAAUGGUCAAUAUAAGUUAUGGAGAUGUGAAUUUACACAAGCAAAACCUCACUUAUCCGCGCUGACCUUCAAACGGGCUUCCAUAUCUCACACUACUACAGUCAGGUACAGCAGGGGCGGCUAAAUAAGCUUUGUAAGGGCGGCUGGCCCAGCCGUCCUUAUGCAAACGCUCUUACUGUAAGGACGGUUCAACACCAGCCGCCCUUACAGUGGGCCACUGUAAGGGCGGUUGGAAACAACGACCGCCCUUACUAGUGACCACUGUAAGAGCGGCUGGUGCUUCCAGCCGCCCUUAUAGUGAACAUUAGUAAGGGCGGCUUGUGUCUCAGCCGCCCUUAAGUUUUUCACGUAGUGUCAGCAGGAAAGUCCUUUAAUCAAGAUACGGAAACACUUAGACAAUGAUGUAAUGCUACAAAGCCUGCAACUUGCUUGUAAGACUUGAUGCUGAUGUUGAUGUUGAUGUUGUGAUGUACUGCUACCCUUAACGAUUAAACUUCUUCUAUACCUAUACAUAUGUAAUUGCGUAAUUGUGGAUGUUGAGAAAUUGUAUUUAUUUUA